Molecule: messenger RNA, 1854 nt
Organism: Pestalotiopsis fici W106-1
Lineage: Eukaryota; Fungi; Ascomycota; Sordariomycetes; Amphisphaeriales; Sporocadaceae
Exons: 4
Coding region: 1-1854 (617 amino acids)
Biological process (GO): phenol-containing compound metabolic process
Molecular function (GO): arylsulfatase activity; glycosaminoglycan binding; N-acetylglucosamine-6-sulfatase activity
Source: RefSeq, a predicted model, not a curated record
AUGUUGUUCACAAGCGCCCUGAUUUUGGCUCUUGCAGCGUGCAGAGCCCACGCCAAUGGCCAGGCGCCAGUACAUGGCACCGAGGACAGCCAUAUCCCACCACCAUUCCCAGACAAUGGCCAACAGCAGCCGCUUGUCGGCAGUGAUAGCAGUCGUGGCCGUCCAAACAUUGUCUUCAUCUUGACCGACGACCAGGACCUGCACAUGCAGUCACUCGAAUAUAUGCCAUUGGUCAAGAAGCAUCUCACUGACCAGGGAACCUUUUUCAAGCGACACUUUUGCACAAUUGCAAUCUGCUGUCCCUCGCGCGUGUCCCUCUGGACCGGUCGAGCUGCACAUAAUACAAAUGUCACUGAUGUUAAUCCACCUUAUGGCGGGUAUCCAAAGUUUUUGAGCCAGGGCUUCAAUGAAGCGUACCUACCUAUCUGGCUACAAGAAGAGGGCUAUAGUACAUAUUAUACUGGCAAGCUGUUUAAUGCCCAUACCAUCUGGAAUUACAACUCGCCUCAUGUCGCAGGUUGGAAUGGCUCUGACUUUCUCCUUGACCCGUUUACCUAUUCUUAUUUACGGAGCGUCUACCAGCGGAACAAGGAGGAACCGGUCAGCUAUGAGGGUCAACACUCUGUGGAUGUGCUGACGGAAAAGGCACUGGGGCUCCUCGACGAAGGUGCAUCGUCUGGGCAACCCUUCUUUCUGGGCCUCGCACCCGUUGCUCCCCACAGCAAUGUUGAUGCAUCAGUUCUGGGCACCGGAUACGACGUCCGGCCAGAUAUGGUUGCGCCAAAGUUCACGGCACCUAUACCGGCGGACCGCCACAAGCAUCUCUUUGAAGACGUCAAAGUCCCCAGGACCGAGAAUUUCAACCCAGACGAGCCUUCGGGAGCAAACUGGAUGCUCCACCUUCCAAAGCGUAGCCGAGAGGUGGUAGACUAUGACGACCACUUUUACCGAUCCCGCCUUCGAGCGCUCCAGGGCGUCGACGAGCUCGUGGACCGCGUCGUUGCCAGACUGGAAGAGCUCGGAAUAUUGGAAAAUACUUACAUCAUCUACACAAGCGACAAUGGCUUUCACAUUGGCCAACAUCGCCUUUCGCCGGGCAAGGAGUGCGGCUUUGAGGAGGACAUUAACGUGCCGCUCAUUGUGAGGGGUCCCAAGGUUCCCAAGGGCCGCGUGGCGGAUAUUGUCACUACCCAUACCGAUCUGGCGCCUACAAUCAUCGACCUCAUUGGCGGCAAGAUACCUGAAGCAGCGCACUUUGACGGUGACGCCAUUCCCUUGACCGGCAACGGCAUUGAUGAGGCGGCAAAGUCUCGCCACGAGCAUGUCAAUGUCGAGUUUUGGGGUCUCGCGCUCGGAGAGGGCAAGACAUUCCCGGGCUAUGAGUCUCGGUGGGGCAACAAUACGUACAAAGCCCUGCGCGUUGUCAGCGACAACUGGAAUCUUUACUAUUCCGUCUGGUGCACCAACGAGCACGAGCUGUAUGACCUCAAGACCGAUCCUGGCCAGCUGAACAACCUACUAGCUCCCAGGGCCAAGAGUCCAGGCGCGCCGAGGUCGCUCAACGGCUACCCGUUGGACAAGGUGGCAGCGCGACUUGAUUCUCUCUUAUUCGUGUUAAAGUCGUGCAAGGAGCAGACCUGCAUUCGCCCGUGGCACUCGUUACACCCUGCCGGCAAUGUGAAUAGCCUAGACGAUGCGCUCUCGCCCCGGUUUGACGACUUUUAUGUUGAGAAACAAGUCAAGAUUGAAUUCAACCGCUGCGAGUUUGGAUAUAUCCUGGAUGCCGAGGGACCGCAGUUUGACACGGACGGACUGGUUUAUCGUCAUGGUCUUCCGUGGUCGGAGUGGACUUGA